Molecule: messenger RNA, 972 nt
Organism: Balearica regulorum gibbericeps (East African grey crowned-crane)
Lineage: Eukaryota; Metazoa; Chordata; Aves; Gruiformes; Gruidae
Source: RefSeq, a predicted model, not a curated record
AUGGCAUGGGUGAAAUUCUUAAGAAAACCUGGGGGUAACCUUGGAAAAGUUUAUCAGCCUGGAAGUAUACUGUCCCUGGCCCCUACAAAAGGCUUAUUAAAUGAACCAGGACAAAACAGCUGCUUUCUUAACAGUGCUGUUCAGGUAUUAUGGCAACUUGACAUAUUUCGACGAAGUUUAAGAGGCUUAACUGGACAUGUGUGUCAGGGAGAUGCGUGCAUAUUUUGUGCAUUAAAGGCAAUAUUUUCACAAUUUCAACACAGUCGAGAAAAAGCACUCCCAUCAGAUAAUAUGAGACAUGCCCUGGCAGAAAGUUUUAAGGAUGAACAGCGUUUCCAGCUUGGAUUUAUGGAUGAUGCAGCAGAAUGCUUUGAAAAUAUCCUUGAGAGGAUUCAUUUUCACCUAGUGCCAAACAGUGAAACAGAUAUGUGCACUUCAAAAUCCUGUAUUUCUCAUCAGAAGUUUGCUAUGACACUGUAUGAACAGUGUGUAUGUCGCAGUUGUGGAGCAUCAUCAGACCCAUUGCCUUUUACGGAAUUUGUGCGUUAUAUUUCUACCACAGCCCUGUGUAAUGAAGUAGAAAGAAUGAUGGAGAGGCAUGAACGUCUCAAGCCAGAAAUGUUUGCAGAAUUGUUGCAGGCAGCAAAUACUACUGAUGACUACAGAAAGUGUCCUAGUAACUGUGGUCAAAAAAUAAAAAUUCGUCGUGUUCUUAUGAAUUGUCCUGAGAUUGUCACUAUUGGUUUAGUCUGGGAUUCAGAACACUCUGACCUGACAGAAGAGGUUGUGCGGAAUCUGGCAACACAACUUUAUCUUCCUGGGCUAUUUUAUAGGGUUACAGAUGAAAAUGCCAAAAAUAGUGAACUUUUUCUUGUGGGAAUGAUUUGCUACACGAGCCGACAUUACUGUGCCUUUGCCUUUCACACCAAGAGUUGCAAAUGGGUGCUGUUUGAUGAUGCUAAUGUAAAAGAG